This is a messenger RNA of Theobroma umbraticum, 1629 nucleotides long. RefSeq names its product UDP-glycosyltransferase 74G1-like. Gene Ontology annotation, molecular function: quercetin 7-O-glucosyltransferase activity; quercetin 3-O-glucosyltransferase activity. NCBI's taxonomy places the organism in Eukaryota, Viridiplantae, Streptophyta, Magnoliopsida, Malvales, Malvaceae. The record is from RefSeq and is a predicted model, not a curated record.
UGUCUGCGAGGGUUCCAUAGCAGGGCUGGAUAAAGCUGCGAGCACCUGCCAAACUGAAUAGAGAGAAAAUGGGGGAGGAAAACAAAGCCAAAAAAGCUCACGUUCUAAUCGUUCCUUACCCAGCCCAAGGUCAUAUAAACCCCAUAGUGCAAUUCGCUAAACGCUUAGUCUCCAAGGACGUCAAAGCCACUCUAGUCACCACCGUCUUCCUCUCCAAGUCCACGUUUUCCGACCUGACCAGCUCUGUUGAUCUCCAGACCAUAUCCGACGGCUUUGAUGAAGGCGGCUAUGAUCAGGCUGGCAGCGCUGAUGUCUACCUCCAAACUUUCUGGUCCGUAGGCCCUAAGAGUUUAGCAACCUUAAUCAAGAAACUUGUUGAUGCAGGUCAUCCUAUUCAUGGCCUUGUCUAUGAUGGGUUUUUGCCUUGGGCACUUGACGUUGCGAAGCAGUUUGGGAUACGCUCGGCUGUGUUUUUUACUCAAUCUUGUGCUGUCAACAGCGUGUAUUACCAUGUUAGCAGGGGGCUUCUUCAGCUGCCACUCCAGGGCUCUAAUGUAAUUUCUCUUCCUGGAUUGCCUCCACUUGAAUUUUCCGAGCUACCAUCUUUUGUUUUUCGUCAUGGAUCUUAUCCAGCUUGGUUGGAUGUGGUUGUGAAUCAGUUUUCCAACGUUGAUGAAGCUGAUUGGGUGUUUUUUAACAUUUUUUACGAAUUGGAAAAAGAGGCGGUGGAUUGGAUGUCAAAAUUCUGGAAGGUGAUGACGGUAGGGCCAACUGUUCCAUCUCUGUACUUGGACGGAAGACUCGAAAAUGACAAAGAUUAUGGCAUGAAUCUCUUCAAGCCAAGCACUAGUGCUUGCAUGAGUUGGCUAAAUGGCAAGCCAAAGAGUUCAGUGGUCUAUGUGUCAUUUGGAAGCUUUGCAUCACUAGGAGUCGAGCAAAUGGCAGAGCUAGCUUGGGCUUUGAAAGGUUGCAAUUGCUACUUCUUGUGGGUUGUAAAGGAGUCGGAGGAGGCCAAGCUGCCAGGUAAUUUUAUAGAGGAGACGGCGGAGAAGGGUUUGGUGGUGACUUGGUGCCCUCAGUUGGAGGUGCUGUCUCAUGAGUCAACAGGUUGCUUUCUUACCCAUUGCGGCUUUAAUUCCGUUCUAGAGGCAUUAAGUCUAGGAGUUCCGAUGCUUGCAAUGCCUCAAUGGACGGACCAAGGCACCAACGCAAAGCAUGUAGAGGAUGUAUGGGGAAUUGGAAUUAGAGCUCGCCCUGAUGAGAAAUUAGGUUUGGUGACAAGAGAGAUUAUAGAGCAGUGCAUAAAGGAACUAACGGAAGGAGAAAAGAGCAAAGAGAUUAAGAAGAAUGCGAUCAAGUGGAAGAAUUUGGCGAAGAAGGCAGUUGAUGAAGGUGGGAGUUCAGAUAAAAACAUAAAUGAAUUUGUAGCUAAACUAGUCUGUGACUAGUGUUUCUGUCUGGGAAUGAGCACGUGCUGCAUAACAAUCCUGUAUACUCGGAAUCGUUUUAUGAUCUAAUAAGCAGUUGUUGAAAACCCAUUAAGACUAAAAUAAAUGUUGUACUUAAACACAUACUUUACUGUUUCUUUUUCAAUUUAUCUUUUAAUAAUUUGCGUAUGAGAUUUUCACA